Messenger RNA from Brugia pahangi, 474 nucleotides. The record is from the annotation of a GenBank genome assembly. NCBI's taxonomy places the organism in Eukaryota, Metazoa, Nematoda, Chromadorea, Rhabditida, Onchocercidae.
AUGAUAACAUAUUUUAAUAUCAGAAUUAUCACCGAUGAUACGGUAACAUAUCUUGAUAUCACAAUUAUCACCGAUGAUAUGAUAUCAUAUCUUAAUAUCAAAGUUAUCACCGAUGAUAUGAUAUCAUAUCUUAAUAUCAAAAUUAUCACCGGUGAUAUGAUAACAUAUUUUAAUAUCAAAAUUAUCACCGAUGAUAUGAUAACAUAUUUUAAUAUCAGAAUUAUCACCGAUGAUAUGAUGUCAUAUCUUAAUAUCAGAGUUAUCACCGAUGAUAUGAUAUCAUAUCUGAAUAUCAGAAUUAUCACCGAUGAUAUGAUGUCAUAUCUUAAUAUCAGAAUUAUCACCGAUGAUAUGAUGUCAUAUCUUAAUAUCACAAUUAUCACCGAUGAUAUGAUAUCAUAUUUUAAUAUCAGAAUUAUCACCGAUGAUAUGAUAUCAUAUCUUAAUAUCAGAAUCAUCACCGUUAAUGUUUAA